This is a messenger RNA of Aspergillus pseudonomiae, 1300 nucleotides long. RefSeq lists its product as uncharacterized. Gene Ontology annotation, cellular component: plasma membrane. The transcript has 4 exons. The record is from RefSeq and is a predicted model, not a curated record. Gene Ontology annotation, molecular function: G protein-coupled receptor activity. NCBI's taxonomy places the organism in Eukaryota, Fungi, Ascomycota, Eurotiomycetes, Eurotiales, Aspergillaceae. Gene Ontology annotation, biological process: adenylate cyclase-activating G protein-coupled receptor signaling pathway. The coding region runs from base 216 to 1295 and encodes 359 amino acids.
CUUCGACCUGCGGCAUUUCUAGGAGGAAAAGAUAUACGAACACACCCACCGGCCCUGUAACAGUAGUCUGAUACUUAGAGUAUUGGCUACGGGGCUAGCGGCCUCUGGGAAUCCAAUGUUUGGGUCAGUGGGACACGUUAUGUAAUAGAAGCGAACAGUGAUAACAAGUACAGUAUACCACAUCUCACGAUGGUCCGACUCAUGAGUGGGCUAACAUGAGCAUGUCCUACCAAACAGAUUUCAUUAAUGCCACAAAUAAUACCGUUUCAGGAUUCUUAGUCCUCAGUGGGCACCAUGACCUCAGCCCUGGCCCUGGCUGCCAGUUGAAUGGUUGGAUUGGCCAAUUCUCCGUCCAAGUUCGUUUCACCAGCGUCCUCGAUAAUAGGCCUCCCUUCUCAUCAUGUAUUGCGCAGGCGAUUGAUUUUUCGAUUCUGGCCAUAGCCAUGGUCGCAUUGUGGAUUGUGCAACGGCCAACCAUAGUAUCAACUUUAAGCUGGAGGGCCAAGGUGAUAUUGUGCAUCUCAAUCUGGAUUACCCCCCUAAUAACCAGUACUACGGCAGUGGGCCUGGGGAUUGUUGGACCCGUGAGCGGCAACUGGUGUUGGAUCGAGUCACAAUAUCUGGGCUUACGGUACGCCCUUGGUCAUGCCUGGCGAAUCGCGAUUGUUUUCAUUACAGCCAUAACGUAUAUUGUGGUCUUCGUUGUGGUGAAGCGCCGCUACGAGCAUCUGAGCCUAUUCCCGAACGGUGAUACAACAUCUGGCCGCGAUAAAUCCAGGUCCACAGAAGGGGAUCCCGUCGAUCUGUCGUCCAUAAGGUUGGAUACGACAAUCACUGUCCAGAGUAUCGACGUGUUCAAUAAUCCAGCCAGCACCGGUGGGGUAAGCGAGUCUCCGUCACAGGAUCAGCUCUCCUCGCAGGCCCCUUUCUCCGCAGGUCACCCGAGUAAAUACGACACGACUGCCAAUGAGCGCCGCCUGAGGUAUGCUGACACCCCAGGAAGGGGAGGGGAUUCUACGGAACAGCGAGAUAAGAAAAUCCGAUAUGCCGAAGUUCGCCGUGUUAUGUUGCUGAAUGGCUACCCGGCCUUUUAUGUACUGCUGUGGAUCCCCGGGUUGCUCAAUCGGUUGCUCGAGUCCCUUGGUCAUAAGGUGAGGUGGCUGCAGAUCCUGCAGGCAUCUACGCAAUUCAUCGGCCUUGCCAAUGCUUUCACUUAUUCAUACAAUGAAGGUUUUCGUCGGCAAAUCCGCUCGUUGAUCACAAGACGGAGACGAUCGUACCAUGAGCAGCUGUAAUGCCA